Molecule: messenger RNA, 4639 nt
Organism: Cyprinus carpio (common carp)
Lineage: Eukaryota; Metazoa; Chordata; Actinopteri; Cypriniformes; Cyprinidae
Product: adhesion G-protein coupled receptor G2-like
Exons: 33
Coding region: 155-4159 (1334 amino acids)
Biological process (GO): adenylate cyclase-activating G protein-coupled receptor signaling pathway; cell surface receptor signaling pathway
Cellular component (GO): membrane
Molecular function (GO): G protein-coupled receptor activity
Source: RefSeq, a predicted model, not a curated record
ACUGAUACUUUUCACAAGACCUGAGAGUCAAACGUCUUUUCGGAUACUAAGAAACUUUUGUCUGUCUUAGAUUUUUCUGAAGUCUGGAAGGACACAUUUUGGUUAUUCUGUGGGAAACCAGGCUGUGGCUGUCAACAGAGAGAAGAAUAUAUCCAUGGUUUGGUGUGUCGGUACAGAUCAUGAUGUGAAGCACAGCAUGUUUUCUAAGCAAGUGUCUACAAGAGCAAUGGCGACCAAACGAUUGAGUAGAUGGAGUUUUGGAUGCUGGAGCCAUCUGGAUUAUGUAUUUUUCCUGCUCCUACUGUGCCUUCCAGUAACAUUGAGCACAAAUAGCACAACAAUUGGGAUUUCAGCCACCACACCAUCUACAGGACCUGAAAAUUCAGCGACUGGAGGAACCACAGAUAAUAUUACCACAACACAUUCAUCUUCAACCGAAGGUCCCAAUAACUCAUCAACACUGCCACUAACAACAAGCAAUGCUACUAUGCAAAAUACAACUACAAUGGUGGAGACCACAGUCGCAUCUUCUAACAUAAGCACAGUGAUCCCAGCAACAACAUUAACAACGGAAUUAAACAGCACUGAUAAUCGUACUACGGAAAGCACACCAUACACAUCCACUGCAAACACGACUUCUUUUGAAACAACCACAAACUUCACAUCCACUGGAAACACAACUUCUUUUGAAACAACCACAAACUUCACAUCCACUGGAAACAUGACUUCUUUUGAAACAACCGCAAGCUUCACAUCCACUGGAAACAUGACUUCUUUUGAAACAACUACAAACCUCACAACAUUUACAGCAACACCCGGACCAUCCCCUUCUGCCAAUAUAACUGAUACAACACCAACCAUUAACCAAACAUUAACAACGACCGCACCCACACUUUGUAACUUCAAUCAAAGCUGUGCGAAAGCAUUUUACUGGAUGACCGUUAAUGUAACAAAAACAGCUGAAAAUGAAAUGAUCAAAACAUGGCUUGAGCAGCUUUACAAAAGCAAACUAAUUGCAUGUGCAGUUUCCAUGCGGAUGGUUAAGACAGUGGUGGAGGAGAACUCUGAUGGCAAAUUAGUAACAGCUGAGCCUAUCACAACUACAAGCAUAAGUACAGAGAAUCCCAGGCUUGAAGACAUGGAGGUCACGUGUGAUCCAAAAAAUAGUACAAAGGAUGCACUGUGCAAUAUUCUUCUGAUGCUGAGUGCACCUGCCAAUGUUUGCUGCAUUAGUGACGCUGUUGUGAAGAUGAACUCAGAAAAUGUCAGUGUCAGUUUGGUGGGAACAAUAGAAAGAGUGGGUGUGUGUGCAGGUUAUACAGAUUAUAUAUCACCAAUUUUUUCUGGACAAUAUGACAAAUGCAAUCAGACAGUCAGAAUUGAUGUAUGUACAGCAGGACCACAGAACAUCUCAUGUGGAAACAAUACAAAUGCAAUUUUUCCACUGGCUACUGGUGAUCAGCAGAUCUGUCCUACUAGCCCACCACCGCAAACAUGUAAUUGUUCCUCACACUGCAAUAACUCAGAUUUCUACUAUUACCAUUUUAAUGUACAGUUUAACCAAUACUUGAUAUUCAAUUCCACCAACAUGGUUCAACAGUCCAUUUUUCUACAGUUUUCAUUGUUGAAUCACUCAGCAUGCAGCAACAUGUCAUCUGCAUGUAACAGUGUGCAGACUCUCAUAAAUCACUUUCAGGAUGUAGGUGUGAGUGGUUGCAUAAACAGCAGUCAGGACGAGGUCUCUGCAAGCAAUUGUAGUGUUAUAUUGAAACUUGACGCAGCUAUGGACCCGUGUGAUGUUCGCACAGCUGUAGAGGCUAUCUCUGAACUUCAGAAAAACUUCACCUUAAAUGGAGUUGUAAGCACAGUAGCUGUCUGCUCUUAUUCUUUGGAUCCUUUAAGAAAGUAUUUCAUAUGGGAGCCAUCUUUAAGUACAAAUUUCAGUUCUGAAAGCUGCAUGGAGUCAGACAGAGUAAACUUGUUAACAGAUUACUGCAAAACAGGUGUUAACUAUAAAGGCAGCCCAAGUAUUGUCAUUCCCCUGAAUGUCAGCUGUAAUUCAUCUGCACCCACUUUUACAAACAGUACCACAACUCCUCCAUCUUUCACAAGCACCUCCCUCUCGAACACAAGCACCAUCAAUGCUACAGUCUCCACAACAGAGUCUGUGAAUGUAACAACUUCUCCUGCUAAUGUAACAGCUUCAGUGUCUACAACCAUGUCAGGGACAUUAGAUGCUGAAGGAUUGUUGAAGUUGAGUGCAAAUUCCUCAUCUUUAAACACCAGUCAGGUGGACCAGAUUUUAUCACAGCUAGAGUCACUCCUCUCUGGGCCCAACAUCAGCCUGGCUCUGGCAAACACCUCUGUCAAUAUUGUCAACAACCUCCUUGAUGUUCCUGUAGCUGUAAUGACUCCUUUCUCAAAGAGGGCCAUUGGGGUUGUGGACACAGUGGGUCUUAAACUGGUUGUAUCAGGAACGAGUCAGUCAAUAGUUUCACAGUCACUGGCUCUGGCAGUGAAGAAAGUCGAUGGGACCAACUUUCAGGAGACGUCCUUCUCCCUAAUCGAAGCAUCUAGUGUGCAGAUUCGAAGUAACCCCAGCAUGGAGACUGAAAACAUGAUGGUUCAGGUUCGAUCCACUCCUUUGGGUUCAGUCACCCUCCCAGCAUCCCUCACACAGAACCUCACGGCAGAACAGCAGCGGCUCGCAUCCAGAGUCCAGUUCAACUUCUUCCAGAAGAGCACCUUCUUUCAGGACAAAGCACUGGGUGAACGUAAAAUAAACAGUGGGAUUGUGAGUAGCAGUGUGGCUAACCUGAGCAUCUCUGGUCUACAGAAGAAAGUGCUGAUAACCCUGCGGAACACAGGGCCCAUUCCGGCUAACUAUGUAGCUUCCUGUGUAUUCUGGGACUUUGGAUUAAAUGGUGGUUCGGGUGGCUGGAGUUCUUUUGGGUGUGAUGUGCUUAAUUCUUCUGCUGAAGAAACUCAAUGCGCCUGCAGUCACCUGACCAGCUUCGGUAUCCUGCUAGACAUUUCUAAGACUACCAUCAGUGGACUGCAUGCUGAAAUCCUGACAUACAUUACGUACAUCGGCUGUGGCCUCUCAGCCAUUUUCCUCUCUGUCACCCUGCUCACAUAUUUGGCCUUUGGUAAACUGCGCAAAGACAUCCCGUCUAAGAUCCUGAUUCAGCUGUGUUUGGCCUUGCUGCUGCUAAACCUGGUGUUCCUAUUGGACGCCUGGCUGGCUCUGUACCCGGAUGCCGUGGGUCUUUGCAUCUCCACUGCUUUUUUCCUGCAUUAUUUCCUCCUGGCAUCCUUUACUUGGAUGGCACUGGAAGCUGUGCAGAUGUAUCUGGCCCUCGUCAAGGUGUUUAACACCUACAUCACCCGCUUUAUGGUCAAGAUAGGACUUGCUGGAUGGGGCAUUCCUCUCGUGGUAGUCAUAAUAGUCAUAGCUAUUAACAAAGACCACUAUGGCCUUGUGACAUAUGGGAGGUAUGCAAGCGGAGCGACUGACGAUUUUUGCUGGAUAAAAAACGACAUUGUCUUCUAUGUUGCUGUGGUGGCGUACUUCUGUCUUGUCUUCCUGCUGAACUUUACCAUGUUUAUCGUGGUACUGAUCCAGCUGUGUCGCAUUAAGCAGCAGAACCCUCACAAUGUGCAGAAUCGCAGCAGCUGGCAGGAGAUGCGCAGUGUGGCUGGACUCACCGUGCUUCUGGGCCUCGCCUGGGGCUUCGCUUUCUUCGCCUGGGGUCCUGUUAACCUUCCCUUCAUGUACCUGUUUGCUAUUUUUAACACUUUACAAGGAUUCUUCAUCUUUGUGUUCCAUUGUGCCAUGAAAGAAAACGUCAGACGACAAUGGAGGACAUACCUGUGUUGUGGCAGCCUGAGGCUGGCAGAAAACUCAGAAUGGAGUCGCACAGCAACGCAAAAGAUAAACAAAGCCACCAAAAAAAGAGGGUUUUCAUUCCGCUCUGCGAAUUCUAACAAUUCUAGCUCAUCUUUCCUGAACCAUGACACCUUGGCAUCUGAUACGCCCGUAGACGUCAGCAACCCGAUGGACGACAGGAUAAUAACUGCAGGAGAAGAGCCCAGCUCAGGUUCUGAUGUGGUUUUGAAUGAGAUCAAUGACCAGUACCGAGGUCAGAGGUCAUACUGAAUGACCUGAUCACAGCCGGUAUGAGUGUGUGUGCAUGUAUGUAAUGUAUGUGUGUGGUCUGGUCUAAUGACACACUGUAUUUCACUGCUAUUUUAAAUUUACAUAAAGUAUUGCGUGUUGUAUAUACAACAGGAAUAUUACUUCAAAUGAAGCACUUUAAUUAAUGCAAUUAAAUAAUGAAGCUACCGCAGUAAUGUAAAACCUUUUAAACCAACAACAACAAAAAUAUCUGAUGGUUUGGGUUGCAUAUUUCUUUCUGUGAGUAGUUGGAUAAUAGUGCAGUUGGAAAAAAUUGGAUAAUUGUUUAUGAAAUGAAAUUAUGUGCUUAAAAUAUGGUUCAAUGAUUUGAUUAUUUUAUGUAUAUCUAUGAGUCUGGGACAUUCAGAAUAAUGUAUUUUAUUUUUGUAUUUUUAUAGCUUUUCAAAAGAAUAAAAUGUACAACAUAAGAGUAUAACUAAAGAAAUACAAGUUGAAGGUCUA